AUGGAAGGUCAUUUGGAGGUCGUCCAGUACCUCCUCUCAGUCUCUUCGAAUUGGGUUAGUCAGUUGGAAGCCCGAACUGACAUGGGCAAAACCCCGAAGCAACUGGCCAAACAGUUCCAGAGGGCUGGUGUGGUGGCGUUUCUUGAGCAUACAGAAUGGAAAAGAAGGCUGUCUACGAAAGAUGAAGUGGAUCUUAAGGUUCCCGGACACACAGCUGCUUUGAGUGGUGAUCAAAUGCGUUUGUGUAGUCUUGUCGCCUCUGGCGUCGUCAAUGUGAACGAAGUGGACGAGGAUGGGAAUACGCUUUUACACAAAGCAAUUGAGGGUAACCAAUCAGAGUGCAUUAUUUGGCUUCUUGAAAAUGGGGCUGGCGUGAAUAGAAGAAAUUGUUUAAAUGAAACUCCACUGGAUUUUGCUAAACGCCUAAAAAACGUCGGGGCCUCGAAGAUUCUUGCGACCUUUGAGGAAGAAGACAAAGCCAAAGUUGCAAAACAUGACCAUCAUCAAAUGGUGUCAGACAAAGAUAACCUUCUUCCCGACUGCCUACAACCUCCAGAUGAAAAUGCAUCACUUGGUAAAGACAGAGCUCUACAACGAAUAGUGCUCCUGGCAAAGUACCUUUACCGGGCCAAACUCGACUUUUUCCAAUUCGGUGGAAAGGAAAUAGAAUUAGAAAAAUGCGGGAUUAGCGAGGAAAAAUCGGUCAGAGAGUUGGCCAACGAGUUGGAAUACGAACGUGGCAUUCGUGAGGAAUUGGAAAUUGAACUGGAGCAAUGCCGUCAGCAGCUCCGAGAGGCGAAUUAUAAUUUGGAUACGUUGAGGAUGCAGAGGAGAAAGGAGCUUGCAUAA
This is a messenger RNA of Mesocestoides corti, 849 nucleotides long. NCBI's taxonomy places the organism in Eukaryota, Metazoa, Platyhelminthes, Cestoda, Cyclophyllidea, Mesocestoididae. The record is from the annotation of a GenBank genome assembly.